This is a messenger RNA of Balaenoptera musculus (blue whale), 1237 nucleotides long. RefSeq names its product RRAD and GEM like GTPase 2 (gene REM2). The transcript is spliced from 5 exons. Bases 1 to 1023 code for a protein of 340 amino acids. The record is from RefSeq and is a predicted model, not a curated record. NCBI's taxonomy places the organism in Eukaryota, Metazoa, Chordata, Mammalia, Artiodactyla, Balaenopteridae. Gene Ontology annotation, molecular function: GTPase activity; calcium channel regulator activity; GTP binding. Gene Ontology annotation, cellular component: plasma membrane.
AUGCACACAGACCUCGACACCGACAUGGACACGGACACAGAAACCACAGCACUCUGCCCCGCCGGCAGCCACCGGGCCUCCCCGCCAGGGACGCCCACACCAGAAGCAGAUGCUACACUGCUGAAGAAGCCAGAGAAACUGUUGGCAGGGUUGGACCGGGGCGGGCCACCCCCUGCCCCGGGGGCCCCCAGACGAAGAGGCAGUAUGCCUGUCCCCUACAAGCACCAGCUGCGGCGGGCCCAGGCUGUAGAUGAACUUGACUGGCCACCUCAAACCUCAUCCUCUGGCUCCUCUGACUCCCUGGGUUCAGGAGAGGCAGCCCCCACCCAAAAGGAUGGCAUCUUCAAGGUCAUGCUGGUGGGGGAGAGCGGCGUGGGCAAGAGCACCCUAGCAGGCACUUUCGGUGGUCUCCAGGGAGACAGUGCUCACGAGCCGGAGAACCCAGAGGACACCUAUGAGAGACGCAUCAUGGUGGAUAAGGAGGAAGUGACUCUAGUUGUUUAUGACAUCUGGGAACAGGGGGAUGCAGGGGGGUGGCUGCAGGACCACUGCCUUCAGACGGGGGAUGCCUUUCUCAUCGUCUUCUCAGUCACCGACCGACAAAGCUUCUCCAAAGUUCCAGAGACCCUACUACGGCUCAGGGCUGGGAGGCCCCACCAUGACCUGCCUGUCAUCCUCGUUGGAAACAAGAGUGACCUGGCCCGCUCCCGGGAGGUCUCACUGGAGGAGGGCCGCCAUCUGGCAGGGACACUGAGCUGCAAGCACAUCGAGACGUCGGCCGCGCUGCACCACAACACGCGGGAGCUCUUCGAGGGAGCGGUGCGCCAGAUCCGGCUGCGGCGGGGCCCGAACCGCGCUGGGGGCCCGCAGCCCGAGUGGGGCAGGCCCGAGGGCCCCGCGCCGCCCACGCGCCGCGAGAGCCUCACCAAGAAGGCCAAGCGCUUCCUUGCCAACCUGGUGCCGCGCAACACCAAGUUCUUCAAGCAGCGCUCCAAGUCGUGUCACGACCUCUCCGUGCUCUGAGCCGCGGUCGCUAUGGUCACCGUGGUCGCCAUGGUCACCGCGGUCGCCAUGGUCACCGCGCCCUCCGCUCGCCCCCUCGCCCCGCCCCGCCCCCCUCCGGCUUCCUCUGUGAAGACAGUCUAGGAAACCAGAAACUCCCGGGACGCCCCGGUGUGACUUUGGGAGCCGGGCCCCCCGCCCCCAGACCCCGGCGGGCGUCGCCCCACCCGCUCCG